GGAACAGCGCCAGAGAGCACAUCUUCUCCGGGAUGAAACUCUGCCACUGGACCCUGGAAACACACCAUGGCACAGUCAGGAGAACACUCCGUGGUCGUCUUGCUGACACAGUGCAGAGUUCAGUGCACAAACUGCACAGAGCUGGCAUGUUGUCCUCUUCAGGACAUAAAGCGACACUGCUGCACCAACCCUGAGAAACAGAGGUUGAUUCUAGCGCCCCCAUGCGGCGCAACUCUCAUUUCCGUGACGUCAAUUCAGCACUGGGAAAGAGACAGCCCCCCCCCCCCCAAAAAAACCCAGCGCGCCUCACGUUGCAUGGGUCCCCGGUUAUUGAUAACACGAUUCGGCCGCUGGGAUCGGUCCCAGGAACGUGAAACUCGUGGAUCUAGGAAGGCGAAAUCCAAAGAGGCAGACUGGACCGAGGAGGAACAACGAUUGUCUCGUUAUCACCGACAAACAGAAAGCGGAGCCCACCCCUUCACUUGACAACGCGGCAUCAAGCGGGCAGAAAGGUUUACCUCUCAUCUCUCCAUCCUCCAUCCACCCUAACCUGCGGUGUUGGGGAAACCCCUGAUGAGUGGGACCUGUAUCCAUGAGCCCCGUGCCCCUUCCCCCUCCCUGUCAGGCUUCAGCACCCCCAUCUCAGAGCCCCCCUAUCGACGACUCGAUGGAGACACCCCUGCCUGCACCCCCGAAACGGACCUGACCCCCACACAGUGUGUCCUCCGUAACGUGCUGUCCAUUGACACCGGUGGACAGGGGGCGCCCGGUGGCAGCAGCCCCACUCCCAGCGAUGGACCCUCGGGCCACUUUGACAACAGCGUGCUAAAACUACAUGAACAUGAGGUCUGCCAGUGUGGCGGCGGGGCUGAAGCAGGGCACAGUCCGGAGGCUGGUGCUGUGCGGAGCCAGUCGGACAACAUUCGGCUACAAUCGGGAAGUGGAGGUUUUUUGGAGGGACUGUUUGGCUGUCUAAAGCCAGUCUGGACGAUGAUUGGAAAGGCCUACUCCACUGAACACAAGCAUAGCCAAGAAGGUCUGCGUUUAGAGUCCUGGGAGGUUCCUUUUGAGGAGAUCUCGGACCUGCAGUGGGUGGGCAGCGGAGCACAAGGGGCUGUCUUCCUCGGCAAGUUCCAUGGAGAUGACGUGGCUGUAAAGAAAGUGCGGGACAUCAAAGAGACCGAGAUCAAACACCUCCGCAAACUCAAACACCCCAACAUCAUUACUUUCAAGGGCGUGUGCACCCAGGCUCCUUGUUACUGUAUCCUGAUGGAAUAUUGUGCCCAAGGCCAACUGUAUGAGGUGCUCAGAGCGGGCCGUAAAAUCACCCCUUCCCUCCUGGUUGACUGGUCCAUGGGCAUCGCAGGGGGCAUGAACUACCUACAUCUCCACAAGAUCAUCCACCGAGACCUCAAGUCCCCCAACAUGCUGAUUACACACGAUGACCUGGUAAAGAUUUCUGACUUUGGCACCUCGAAGGAGCUCAGUGACAAGAGCACCAAAAUGUCGUUUGCUGGCACCGUAGCCUGGAUGGCUCCGGAAGUGAUUCGGAAUGAGCCCGUGUCAGAAAAGGUGGACAUAUGGUCUUUCGGGGUGGUGCUGUGGGAGAUGUUAACUGGAGAGAUCCCUUAUAGAGAUGUGGACUCCUCUGCUAUCAUCUGGGGCGUGGGAAACAACAGUCUUCAGCUGCCCAUACCUGAGAGCUGCCCCGAUGGCUUUAAGAUCCUCCUCAGACAGUGCUGGAACUGUAAGCCCAGGAAUCGCCCUUCUUUCCGUCAGAUCCUUCUUCAUCUGGACAUAGCAUCAGCUGAUGUACUGUCCACUCCACAAGAGACGUACUUUAAGUCUCAGGCUGAAUGGCGAGAGGAGGUGAAACAGCACUUUGAGAAGAUUAAAUCUGAGGGUACUUGUAUCCACCGACUCGACGAGGAACUGAUCAACAGACGCAGGGAAGAGCUCAGGCAUGCACUGGACAUUCGUGAGCAUUAUGAGAGGAAGCUGGAGAGGGCUAACAACCUUUACAUGGAGCUAAGUGCUGUAAUGCUGCAGCUGGAGCUCAAAGAAAAAGAGUUGCAGAGGAGAGAGCAGUCCUUGGAUAAGAAGUAUCCCGGCUUGUUUAAGCAUCAUAGUUCCAGGCAGAGCAGCUCCUCCAACUCCAUGGACAAACUCAUCAAGAAGAGAAAUGUACCCCAGAAACUGCCUUCAGGAAAGAGGCCAGACAUCCUCAAGUCUGAGGUAAUCAUUCCAAAAAUGGAUUCCUCUGUAAUGCAAGUCACUAUCCCAGCCUGCCCCAACAGAAGCUCCACUUCUCCUAACCGGUCUCGGCGGGUAAAGACCCGACAUCGCAAGCCCGGUAAGGGCAGCAGUGGGGACCUGGCUGGACUUAAGGUGAAUCAGUCCUCCCCUAAUAGGGAAACAACUGCCCAGGUUAACAGUUCUACCACUAACACCUCCAAGCAGCUCCUGGAGCCUUCUGCUGCCCUGCGGGGCCUCAGCCAUGAGCAGCAGCAGCGGCAGCUCUCCUCCUCCAGCCCUGACCUCAUCUGCACCACACUAGAGGCAGAGGCACAGGGAAAAGGGGAGGCCUCGGUGGGUGGGCUGGAGAGAGGGGGGAGCCUCAGUGCCUCUGCAGGUUUAGGGGGGUCCGAGGUGGGUGCAGCCGGCAUGGAUGAUCUCAUAGAAACUCCUCCGCGCAGCGACACUCCCAGCGAGGAUGCUGCAUCGUUCCCGUUCUCCAGCAGCCCAGACUCACCGUGUGGGCGGGGUGCGGCAGCAGGACGCGGAUCUCUGGGAUCUCCACGGCUGCCUCAUGACGGAGAGGACAAAGAGGAGGGGGCUGGUGCAGUGAGGUUGCCUCGGGGGGCAUCAGGGGGAAUCGGGAGUCAGCACCUAACACCUUCAGCCAUUCUAUACAGGGCAGCUAUCACACGCAAACAGAGGCGUGGAGUAUCAUCAGAAGAGGAGGAAGGUGAAGUUGACAGUGAGGUUGAGUUACCACGAAGACGACGACCGACCAGCAUCACCAAGUGCCAGUCGGUGUCUACGUUCAGCUCAGAGAACCUGUCGGUAUCUGACGGCGAGGAGGGCCACACCACAGACCACUCUCACAGCGGUACUCCAGACGUGGUCAGCACCAACACCGACGACAGGUUGGACGACCGCAGCGACGAUCUCCUCUCUCAGGGGUCGGAGAUCCCGGCAGACAACACUGAUCCUGCGCAGGCUUCUGAUGGCCUGUCAGAGAGAGACGGAGCCCUGGGCCAGGCGAAGGCUCAGCUGGACGCUGGGCAGAAUCCUAAUGAGAGCCGGGCUCUGUGCGAUGACUCCGACUGCGACAGUGCUGAGCUGGAUCAGUCCGGCAGUGGAGAGCCCAGCCGCCCCCCCAGUGCUGGAGCAUGGGUUCCACCGUCUCAGUCCUACCAGGGGUCUCCACAGGCGCCGCACACAGGACCUCCAUAGAUCACUGGACACUGGUGAACGACCUCCAGCCACCCGACAAAGAACAACCAUCACAGGCGUACACCAAUCCGUCAGUGCAGUACCUUACUGUUGUCAUGAGGGAUCACACCAACUACAACACUCAGACUAUGACAAGUCGACUUAUGGUGUCUCAGAAGUUUGCUGGCUGGCAAACCUACAUCAGAUGACAUAGGGCAUUUGUCGUAACCUGGCAUCAAAUAUUUUGGCAGCUUUUGACAUCAGAUAAAUGUCAUUUAAGUUCAGUAGGUUUUUUUAGGCAGAUUAGUUACCAAGGUAACCUUAGCCACUGCUCCAGUUCAGCAAAAACUCUUUCACAGACGCACGCACAAGAAGACACCACACUUGUAGUCCUUGAAACACUCUAACCCUCACUCCUGGAGCAUCCUUCAUGGUACUCCACACACUAAUGCAUCGAAUACUAAUGAAUAAUAAUGUAAAUAUCCAUGACAUACCACAUGAGAAAUAUCUAACUUUAUUUUAUUUGUAAGAUAAAAAAAAAAAUGUAAGCCUAAACGAUAUGCAGCCCUGUGAACAAAUGCAUGACUACAUGUUUAUAAUUUAUGGUUUGAAUGUGUCCGUUUUAUAUUUUGUGAAAGUUUACACUUUUUUAAUCCUGAAAGUAUUACUUUUUGAGUUAUUUUGAUUUUGUUAAAUAAAUGUCAGCACUCGAGAAAGAAAAAAAAAGUCAUAAUGGAAUGAAAAUCUCACCAGGAUCGUGAUGCAUAAUUAGAGAUCUCAAUAAGUGAUAUAUAUAUUUUUUAACCCUCCUACCACUGACUUUCACACACACAUAAGACACGCGUGAGGUUUUUAUUAAGCCUAUCGAGUUUAUGAUAGAAUGGGAGACGUCUGUAUGUAUAUUUAGGUGCCAGUUUUAUUAGGGAGCUAAAAGUAGUGCGGUCUAAAACAACAGUGGUAUCGUCAGGAGUUGGACAUGUGCACUAGUUGGCUAUGGACUUGCAUAUUUAAGCAGAGUUGCAUACGAACACAAGCACAACUCCUAAAAACACAGCACGUAUUCCCCAUCUCUGUUCAAACAUGGUUCCUACAUUGCCCACAAUGCAACACAGAGAUUUGGGUUCCCAACUGACUCACAUGGCAUCACAUGAGCCAGCAUCUAUUUAGAGAUUAUACAACUUCAUUUCAGAUGUGUGGUAAUAUAGCACUCCCAAAGACCUUUAAAAUCGAUGUUGGUGUGUAAAAUAGUUGGAGUUCCCUCUUUAGUAAUGAACCAAAACGAGUCGUGUCGCUCUCGAGGCUGACGGGCUUCAUAAAAACCUCAACUGUACAUUUGACCCUUUAAUAUUACUGCAGAAGUAGCCGGAUAAGGAAUAGAGCACUUCUCUGUGGUGGUUACUAGUGAAAACAGUAAGUAUCCUUUGGGUUUGAAUAGAAAUGUUUUGUUUUUAUACGGCAUUGCACAUUGUACCUGUAACAUAGGAGUUAUAUCGAAAGCAAAAUAUUAUGAGCAACAAUAAAUAAUGUAUUGGUUAAAAAAAACAACAAAACAAAACGUGUGUUUGUUUAAAAAGACGGGCCAAUGGCGUAGCUGCAGUUUGUGCUGUUGCUGCGUCACAUAAGACAGCUGAAU
Molecule: messenger RNA, 5071 nt
Organism: Paralichthys olivaceus (Japanese flounder)
Lineage: Eukaryota; Metazoa; Chordata; Actinopteri; Pleuronectiformes; Paralichthyidae
Source: RefSeq, a predicted model, not a curated record